Apodemus sylvaticus (European woodmouse) is the source of this 1684-nucleotide messenger RNA. It is a transcript of the gene Gstz1, whose product is annotated as glutathione S-transferase zeta 1. Lineage: Eukaryota; Metazoa; Chordata; Mammalia; Rodentia; Muridae. Gene Ontology annotation, molecular function: maleylacetoacetate isomerase activity; glutathione transferase activity. The coding region runs from base 1 to 804 and encodes 267 amino acids. The transcript has 9 exons. Gene Ontology annotation, biological process: L-phenylalanine catabolic process; glutathione metabolic process. Gene Ontology annotation, cellular component: mitochondrion; cytoplasm. The record is from RefSeq and is a predicted model, not a curated record.
AUGAACUACAACUCCCAGCAGCUCAGGGGGCAGGGGUGGGGCCAGCCCGAAGCGGGGAGGCCAUCUAGUCCAACCUUCGCUCUCUGGACCCCGCUAGGCCUCAGUCAUCUUCUAGUCCCGAGAGCUGACUUUCUUGGCCGGCCGACGGGCGAGAUGCAAGCCGGGAAGCCUGUCCUCUACUCCUAUUUCCGAAGCUCCUGCUCGUGGAGAGUUCGAAUUGCUCUGGCGCUGAAGGGCAUUGACUAUGAGACAGUGCCCAUCAACCUCAUAAAGGAUGGCGGGCAACAGUUCUCUGAGGAUUUUCAGACCCUGAACCCCAUGAAGCAAGUGCCAGCAUUGAAGAUUGAUGGAAUCACCAUUGGCCAGUCACUGGCUAUCAUGGAGUACCUGGAAGAGACUCGGCCUAUCCCACGGCUCCUGCCUCAGGACGCACAGAAAAGAGCCAUCGUACGCAUGAUUUCUGACCUCAUCGCUAGUGGUAUCCAGCCCCUUCAGAACCUGUCUGUCCUGAAGCAAGUCGGACAGGAGAACCAGAUGCCUUGGGCCCAGAAGGCUAUUACUUCCGGUUUUACUGCCCUGGAGAAGAUUCUGCAGAGCACAGCAGGGAAGUACUGUGUAGGAGAUGAGGUGUCCAUGGCUGAUGUGUGCUUAGUGCCCCAAGUGGCAAAUGCUGAAAGGUUCAAGGUGGACCUAAGCCCCUACCCUACCAUCAUUCACAUCAACAAGGCGCUGCUGGCCUUAGAGGCUUUCCAAGUGUCUCACCCCUGUCGACAGCCUGACACACCUGCCGAACUGAGGACUUAGCUCCCAAACCAUGCCCCACUGGUACCUGAAGGGAGUAGGGCCCAGAUGCUGGGUGUCUUAGGGUUUCUACUGCUGUGGAGACACCAUGACCAUGGCAAGUCUUAAAAGAAAAACAUUUAAUUGGGUCAGGCUUACAGUUUCAGAAUUCAGUCCAUUAUCAUCAUGGUAGAAAGCAAGGCAGCAUGUAAGCAGACAUGGUGCUGCAGGGGUAGCUGAGAAUUCACAUGUGGAUCUGAAGGCAGCAGGAAGAGAAUGUGACGCUGGGCCUGGUGUGAGCAACCUGAAACUGAAAGCCCACCCCCAGUGACACAUUUCCUCCAAGAAGGCCAUACCUCCUAUUAGUGCCACUCCUAUGCGACUAUGGGGGCCAUUUUUAUUCAAACCAGAACAGGUCCAGAAAUUAGUGUGUUGUAGCAGAGGACUUGAACAUUAGCUCUAUCUGCAGGAAGCAGCAGAUUGAUGGAGUCCAGGAUAUUUCUUCCAGGUAUUAGAGUUUUCUCUAGUGAAAUGAAGCCAGUAGGAUAUAUCUUCUUUCUGCCUUAAUCCUUUUAUCGUCAUGUGUUAGGAGGGGGUAGGCAGAGACAUGACCUGCUCUAACUGCUAAUGCUAAUUGUCAAUAAAGCUAGAAUCACCAGGAAGAAGGGCCUUUCUGGAUGCUUGUGGGGGUUGGUACUGUUGGUACUGUUGAGGUGGGAAGACUCGCCCAUCAUGGAUGGUACCAUUCCCAGGACAGAGGAUCCUGGGGCCCAGAAGAGUAGAGAGAGUGGAGCCGUCACCAUGUGUGCACUAUAAUCAGCUCCCCACGCUGCUGCCUUGACUUCCCUGCCGCUAUGGCCUGUAACCUGAGACUAUGAGCUAAAAUAAACCUUCUCUCCUUUAA